Eruca vesicaria subsp. sativa (arugula) is the source of this 693-nucleotide messenger RNA. The record is from the annotation of a GenBank genome assembly. NCBI's taxonomy places the organism in Eukaryota, Viridiplantae, Streptophyta, Magnoliopsida, Brassicales, Brassicaceae.
AUGUCUUCACUCGUGUUUCGUGAUGGCUCUGCUCCUUUCCGCCUAUCUUUCUCUGCGUCUCUACACUUUUCCAACUCUCUCUCACUCUCCACGCUGAAGAACCGAAGGGUGAAGACUGACGACGGACAGUGGACUUUGAUUUUAUUGCAGUGUAAGGGCUACGAUAGUAAAAACUAUGUGGGAUGUAAUCAGGUUAAGAGCGUUGGAUUUUCGACUGAUGGGAUUGUGACAAUACCUACCAUGAGGAAACUGAAUCGCAUAUGGGUCACUCUGAGAAUGCACUUUGAAAUCUACAGCGGUGAUGUGGUUGCGAUAGAGACAUGGUGUCAGAGAGAAGGAAGGAUAGGGACAAGGCGUGAUUGGAUUCUGCUAACGUUGUACCUAUGUGUUACCACCAGUUCCAGAAAGUGGGUGAUGAUGAACCAAGACACAAGACGGCUACAUAAAGAUUCUGAUGAUGUUUGGGACUUUGAUGCUCUCAUUCCCGAGGAGGAAAAUAACAGAAGUUUGAAGAAAAUCCCCAAACUCGAAGAUCCGGCCAAGUACUUAAUCAUUGGACUUAAGCUAAGACUAGCUGAUCUCGACAUGAACCAUAUGUCAAUAAUGUCACCUAUAUUAGAUGGCUUCUUGAGGUUAGUGUCAUCAUCGGUUGAUUGGGAGUACUCCAUUGGUUUAUCUGAACAAUGUUGCUGA